AUGAAUGUGGAAGAUUGUGAUAAGAGGAAGAGAGAGAUCGAGGAGCUGAAAUCACAGAGAAAGGCUGAUGAGGAGGAGCUGUGGUACGGCGGGUACAGACUGGCAAACGGCAGCACAAGGUGUUCGGGGAGAGUGGAGCUUCUCCAUGGAGGCACCUGGGGAACCCUCUGUGACUCCCAGUGGGAUUUACAGGCUGCCCACAGCCUCUGCCAGCAGCUUGACUGUGGAUUCGCCCUGUCGAUUCCAGCAGGGCAGCUCUUUGACAAAGGAGAUGGGCCUGUCUGGAAUGGCACAUUUGGCUGUGAGAGGAACGAAUCCCGCCUGAGGGACUGUCCUGUUACUGCGCUGGGCACAACUGAGUGUCCCCCUGGGAGCGAAGCCAGCGUGGUGUGUUCAGGGUGCCCGGGUGGCAAGUUAGUGAAUGGCACCGAGUGCUCCGGGAGAGUGGAGAUCCGACAUGGAGACACAUGGGGAAGCCUCUGUGCCUCCCACUGGGAUUUGCAAGAUGCCAACGUCCUCUGCCAUCAGCUGAACUGUGGCCACGCCGAGUCGAUCCGGGGAGGAGUCCAUUUCGGGGAAGGGAACGGAACCGUAUGGAGUGACGCUUUUCAUUGUGAAGGGACUGAAACCUGCCUGUGGGAUUGUUCUCGCAUGGCCCUGGGCAACCCAGCCUGCUCCCCCAGAGACACGGCUGGGGUUAUUUGCUCAGGUCGUUCUGAGUCGCUCAGGCUGUUGAAUGGAGAGAGUCAGUGUGAUGGCAGAGUCGAGAUUUCCCUCCAUGACGUGUGGGGCAGAGUGUUGGAUGACCAGUGGGACAUGAACGAUGCCAGCGUGGUCUGCAGGCAGCUCCAGUGCGGAGUCGCUGAGAAAGCUUAUAACCCCCCUAUGUCUGAGCGAGGAACGGGCCCUGUGGGGCUGAGAAGGGUCCAGUGUGCAGGAAAUGAGACUCGUCUGACUCUCUGUGACAACUCCACGUCUGAGAUAGCCCAGGCAGGAAUUGCUGAGGACGUCGGUGUGGUUUGCUCAGGAAGCAGGCGGAUCAGACUGGUGAAUGGGGCAGGUCGUUGUGCCGGGAGAGUGGAGAUUUAUUACAAUGGCAGCUGGGGGACAGUCUGUGAUGAUUCCUGGGAUCUGUCAGACUCCAAUGUCGUUUGCAAACAACUGGGAUGUGGACACGCCAUCAAUGCAACUGUCUCUGCUCAUUAUGGGGAAGGAUCCGGGCAGAUCUGGCUGGAUGAUGUGAACUGCUCUGGGAACGAAUCCAAUCUCUGGGCAUGUCCUUCCAGGGGCUGGGGCCGGCACAAUUGCAGACACAAAGAGGAUGUGGGAGUUCUCUGCUCAGAAUUCACAGAUCUGAGGCUGGUGAGCGACAGUGACUGUGCUGGGCGGCUGGAGGUUUUCUACAAAGGGAUGUGGGGCAGUGUUUGCUACAAUCGGAUGUCUGGAGUCACCCCAGCAAUUGUCUGCAAACAGCUGAACUGUGGGGAUGGAGGGCAGCUUGCAAAAGACUUUGCAUAUGGAGAAGGUUCUGGUCCCACAUGGCUGGACCAUGUUUCAUGCCGUGAGCAGCACAGCUCCCUCUGGCAGUGCCCAUCAGGCCAGUGGAAACAGCAGUCCUGUGAUAACCGUGCAGAAGAGACCCAUAUUUCUUGCAACAGGGAGAAGUUACGUGUCGUGGAAGGAAAGGACAGAUGCUCGGGGAGAGUGGAGGUUUGGUACCGUGGCUCCUGGGGAACAGUUUGUGAUGACUCCUGGGACAUGGCGGAUGCUAACGUUGUGUGUAAACAACUGGGCUGUGGAUCUGCUGUAUCUGCCCCGGGCGAGGCUGCAUUCGGUGAGGGGACUGGUCCCAUCUGGGUGGAGACGUUGAAUUGCAGAGGGACAGAGUCAUCUCUCUGGGACUGUCCUGCCAAGCCCUGGGGUGAGAGUAACUGUGGUCAUAAGGAAGAUGCUUCUGUAAAUUGCUCAGGAGUUUCUGGGAAUCAGAACAGGUCACAGCUGGAGACCCCCAGGGACUCUCAGAGGGAGCCCUUCUCCUGGUGUGACAGAGACAUCAGAUUCACUGACUAG
Trachemys scripta elegans is the source of this 2070-nucleotide messenger RNA. Its product is annotated as scavenger receptor cysteine-rich type 1 protein M130-like. The record is from RefSeq and is a predicted model, not a curated record. Gene Ontology annotation, cellular component: membrane. The transcript is spliced from 9 exons. NCBI's taxonomy places the organism in Eukaryota, Metazoa, Chordata, Testudines, Emydidae. The coding region runs from base 1 to 2070 and encodes 689 amino acids.